GUAAUUUUUGGAGGGGAGUCAACCAAAUGAUUAUGACUGAUUACAUGGGGGAGGGGGUGUAGAAAAUAGGCAAAAAAUUAUGUAACAUGUGAACGCUCUCAUACACUGGAAAAUGGAUACAGGCAUAUUAUAAUAGUGAAAAAAAAGACAGAAAAAGUAGGUUCAGGUAAUUUGUGUACAGAAAAAGUUUACGUCAAUACGUUCAUACUAUUGUUUUUUUUAAAAUAAUUCAGUGUGAAAGGCUCUACUAGUACUGAUAGUUUCCUGAUUUCUCUAGCAAUUUCAGCACUGAAAGUUUCUUUUCGUUUUUAAAUUUAUACAUGUAUAGAAUGAAAUUGAAAUUGACUUUUCUCUGUACGUUAUUCAAUCACACAAGGGUAUGUACAAAGAGUCAAAAUGAAAUUUCAUGGAAAAUUUUUUUUAUUAGUUUUCUAAUUUUUUGAACUUAAACAAUCCAGUAUUUUUUGGCAGCUUUAGCCUUGAGUUUCUUAUAAACAGGUUUCAUUUUUUAAAAAAAAUAUGUGUAGUGUAAUAAAGAGGAUUUUUUUUAUUAUCCUGUUCAUUUGUAUCAGAAAAGUCAAAAGCAAAUCAUUCAGAAUUACAAUUCAUCUCUUUGGCUAAUCCAUACUUAUCAGAAAUUACUAAAGCUAUAGACCAAGUUAAAGCUUUCCUUACUUGUGACUUACUUGUGUUUAUACUUAUAUUAUAGAGCUCAAAAAGUUGGUUAACAAGUCUUUUUAAAUUUUUAGAAAAGUUCUUUUUGUUCUCAAGAUAUUCAAAUUUAAAGAAUUUCAGAUUUAUUUAUGCUGCAUAAAUUGUGCUGUAUAUUUAUGUAUUUAAGUAAUAGCAAAUUUUGACAUUUUCUGUCAUCAUUAAUUUUGAACCAGUUAAGGGGUGUGUAUCAAACUUUAUCAAUGCAUAGAUAUUAUAAAGGUGAAUUUAUUAACAUAAAUGUUUUUGCAAAAUGACACUUGUUUGCUUGUCCUAGGGCUCUUAAUUUUUUGCUAACUACCCCAUAACUUUGAAUUUGCAUGCCGGUUAUACCUAAUUAUGUGUUAUAUACAACUUGUGACUUCUUCCCAAUUCAUCAAAAACUGCAAAGAUCAGUUACCAUGUGUUAUAUUACCUAUUAUUUACAUAUCUCAAGGGUAUGGAUCAAUUUGUUAAUGUAGCCAAGGAUAUUAUGUCUAGAGGAAGGAGAAAAGGUAAUGAGCUUUGACAUAGAAGACAUGUAUCCAUCACUUCCUUAACAUGAAGUUAUCGAAACAGCACAAAAAAGAAACAGUAUUAUUAUUAAAUCAGAAAGAGGAAGUCAAGGCAUUUUCAGAAAAAAUAUAGCACUGUGAUGUACUUUGAUGUUAAUCCUCCAGCAAAGCUGUGAAUACAAUCUCUCUCUUAAAACUCACAAUGAAAGAACUUUCAGAAAAGAAAAAAAUGCUGCAGCAUUUUGGUUUUGCGUCACGUAUAGGUGAAAAAUAAUAAUGAUCAUUGUAUAUUUGAAAAUUUUUUACAAUAAUCAUGCCAGGUGAAAGGACAUCAUCUAUUUCUGUAUCACUACCAGAAGAAUUAACAAAACAUUAUGAAGAUAAGAAAAAGGAACUUGGAUCAGGGGGAUUUGCAAAAGUCAUCCUUGCAGAGCAUAUUGCUACAAAGGAAAAGGUGGCUAUUAAAAUAAUGGACAAGGCACUGCUAGCGAAAAAGGAUGAUCUUCACAGAGCAUACAAUGAAAUUUAUGCUUUGAAACAUUUGAUCCACCAACACAUAUGUCAGUUGUAUCAAGUUUAUGAAACACAAGAAUCAAUAUUUCUAGUUAUUGAGUAUUGCCCUGGUGGUGAACUUUUCGAUUACAUUGUAUCUAGGAAGAAACUUCAGGAGAAGGAAGCAAGACAUUUGUUUCGUCAAAUCAUUUCAGCUGUUGCGUAUAUUCACAAAAAGGGUUAUGCACAUAGAGACCUAAAGCCGGAAAACAUGUUACUCGACGGUGAAAAGAAUUUAAAAAUAAUUGAUUUUGGAUUGUGUGCCAAGCCUGAGAAUGGUUUACGAAGCCCACUUCAUACAAGAGCUGGCUCAGCACUUUAUGCAUCACCAGAGUUGAUUUCUGGGCAACCUUAUUAUGGGAAUGAGACUGAUGUCUGGAGUUUGGGCGUGGUUCUAUACGCACUACUGUGUGGAUUCCUUCCUUUUGAUCACGAAAACACUUCAGAACUUUAUAAGAAAAUUAAGAAAGGCCAGUUUCCAGUCCCUCAUUGGUUAUCUGCGAGAAGCCUGGGGCUGUUGAAAGAAAUGUUGCAGAUACAUGCGGAUAAAAGAAUUCAGGUGAAAAAUAUUCUACAACAUCCAUGGCUUGUAACCCCGUACGAGGAACCUGUAAACUGGGAAUCCACCUUUCAACCUGACCGUUUAAACCAGACAGCCAUCAAUCUUCUUUCUGACUAUUAUUCUUGGCCCGAGGAUGAGACAAUGGAAAAAGUUAUGGAUCUAAAGUAUGAUCACGUGACAGCAUUUUAUUUCUUACUGUGUAAGAUGUCCGAUCAAAGUUUAAGAAGAUUUCGAAGCACGUGGUUUCGAAGAAGCAAGUUUUUAGAAGAAAAACUGCUGAAAAAUAGCUUACUGGUCGCCUCGGACAAGUACAAGCUGAAUGGAUAUAUAAAGGAAGGAAGUCCCGUGCAACAGCGUUAUUAUCGUAAACUCCCAGAUGCAGGACAUCAGAGCAGAAUAACUAAGGAACGUUCAAAUACUGUUGAUAUUUUAAAAAUUGAUCAACAAAAUAAUUCAUCGAAAAACUUUGAAAAUGAAACUAACGCAAUGAAAACGGGCUCUGUGAAACCUACCAGACUGCGUUCGAAGACAUGCGGAGAAGUGGAAGAGAGCAAACAAAAUGGUGUCAAAGAUGUGAAAGAGAACAAAGUUCGUGCUCAUACUCUUAUACAGCAUUCAGAUCCACUUGUUAAAGUGACACAAGAAAAAAUAGGAAGCACGUUCGUCAUUCCGAACGUGUAUUGCGAGGGAGGUAAAAACAAAGGGUAUUCCAGAGAAGCGAAAAAUAAUCUAAACACCACAAAAAGGUUAGCAGCUUCUUGUAUCGAUGGGUUAAAUCAACCAACGAGAAGUGUGGACGCAAGACAUAACAUUGAUCAACAAAAAUCAAGAUCGUUGGAAGCAGGGGCGACGUUUUUAAGAGAUUCCAGACCGAGAACAAAAUCGAUGAAAGAGAGACUCUCUGGACUAUUCAAGCAGGAGAUCAAACCAAGAAGAGUAAAGGCUAUUUAUCACGUGGAAAACACAUCGACAUUGUCACCAGAAGCAGUCCGUAAAGAACUUGAAAGAGUUUUGGCGUUGUUAGUAUCAAAUGAUGUCAUUGUAGCGUUCACUAAUCCAAAAAAAUAUUUGUUUAAAUGUAAAGCAGGACUUGACGAUUUUAAAACCAGGUUCGAAUUAGAAAUAUGUUUGAUUCCCUUCAUGGACAACGUGGUUGGUAUUCGUCGAAAACGCAUCGAAGGGGAUGCGUGGCGGUACAAAGAGUUGGUGGAACACGUGUUAUCGGUAGCGCGUAUCUAAUUUUUCGAAGUUCUAUUUUUUUGUAAAUGAUGUCUUAUUUAUUAAAGGCACGUAACAUUGGGUUUUAACAACGCAUGAUUUCGCGCAGGCAGGAGGAGUGCUAUUCAGGCGACACUAGGCGAUUAAAUGUAUCAAGUUAAAAACAGCGCGCAUAUCCUUACCAAGUCGGUAAAAAAAUUGGUAAAAAUUUUUAGUCCGUAAAAAUAUUAAUCAUUUUCACGAAUUUUAGCACUUUCUAUCGACUUUUAGCAACGUAUUCACUUUGGACGAGUAGUUCUUGAAAAAUUAUUGGAAAACAAAAUACACGCAGAGGAAUUUAAAAAAAUAUUGAUAGUCAUUUAUACGUAAAUGUAUAUUGGAAAUAUCCAACAUUUUAUCGUCUUAUUUUUGAAGCAUUUGGUUAUUAACGCACUAAAAAGGGAUGAAACAAAAAGCGAUGAAUAAUUUUAGUCGACUAAUAACAAGAUGGAUAAAAAAAGUCUGUAAAUAAUUAUGCUCGGUAAAAAGUUGGUCAUUAUUUUACCGACAAGGUACUGGAACGAAGUUUAACUUUGGGAGUUUUCCUUUUGAGCUCUUUUUGUUGUAUUUUUCAGAAAGUUUCUUUUUUGUAAAAUUUUGAGCAUUUAUUAGGAAUGACUUCCAGUUUUCAUUUCUUUGUACUUGUAUUUUGAGAUCUCUCUUUAUGUGACUUUCUGUGACACAACUUUAUGUAAAUUAUCAAAAUUUAUAUUUUUCCGAAACGGUUGGACAAAUAUUUUUUGACGAUAAAAAUAGUUUUAUGUAAGUACAAUUUAUUAGAAUAUUUUUUACUAGACUUUAGAUAAUAUAUGUUGUAAUAUGUAAAUCGAUAAAUUAUAAAAAUAUAUGAUUAAAUAUCGCUGCUGUUA
Molecule: messenger RNA, 4445 nt
Organism: Hydractinia symbiolongicarpus
Lineage: Eukaryota; Metazoa; Cnidaria; Hydrozoa; Anthoathecata; Hydractiniidae
Product: maternal embryonic leucine zipper kinase-like
Exons: 25
Coding region: 1519-3558 (679 amino acids)
Biological process (GO): microtubule cytoskeleton organization; protein phosphorylation; intracellular signal transduction
Cellular component (GO): cytoplasm
Molecular function (GO): ATP binding; protein serine/threonine kinase activity; tau-protein kinase activity
Source: RefSeq, a predicted model, not a curated record